Molecule: messenger RNA, 3043 nt
Organism: Mytilus trossulus (common blue mussel)
Lineage: Eukaryota; Metazoa; Mollusca; Bivalvia; Mytilida; Mytilidae
Product: chaoptin-like
Exons: 1
Coding region: 5-2935 (976 amino acids)
Molecular function (GO): protein binding
Source: RefSeq, a predicted model, not a curated record
CCAAAUGGAUCUAAAAUUUAAUUUGAGAUUUAUUUCUUUUAUUUUCGCAUUGAAUUGUUGGAUUUUGUUAGUGACAAGCAAACCUUGCACGACUCUACCAAGCUGUGAAUGUGAUGAAAAUGAAACACUUAUAAAAUGUGAAAAUAUUAUAGGCUUGAGUAUUUUAUCAAGGAUAAGACCUAGUGUUGUCUCACUGACUGUGAAAAAUAGUUUUCUUGGACCAACAUUAAAUGCAUCAUUCUCAUCCUAUAUAAUGGAGGUUGAAGAGAUUGACUUAUCACAUAGUAGAAUACAUUCUCUGACAGUUCAUGUUUUUAAAUAUCUGAGGAACUUAAGUAGACUUGUAUUGAAAAAUAAUUUUCUAAGAAUAUUAAAAUUUGAAGUUUUUGAUCAUUUAACAGCUUUAGAAGAGUUAGAUCUUAGUCAUAAUAGAUUUGGAGUUCUACCAGACGGUCCUUUUCAUUCUUUAAUAAGUUUACGCUUUCUCAAUGUUAGUUUUAACAAUCUAACAAAUCUCAAAUUUGGAUUAAGGUUUCAAGUUAUGGAAAGUAUGCAGUCUAUAGACUUGUCAGGAAAUAAAUUCCAAACAAUUUCAAACGACUCAUUUGAAAUGACGGCAAAUUGGCGUGAUCAUAUACCAAAAGUGAUGAACCUCUCUUAUUGUGGAAUAGAAAAUAUACAAUCAAGAGCUUUCAGAUAUCCUAAAGGAAUGGAAACAUUGAUACUUAAAGGAAAUGAGGGUAUUUCAUACGAUAACCUGACUUCACUUUUCAACUCAAGUGAUUCACCAAAGAUCAAGAAUCUUGACUUGACUAAAACCGGUCUAACCGAAGUAUCAGAACUUUUUAGUUCUCUUCGAAGUCGCAACAUAAAAGAAUUAACAUUAUCGCACAACGAGAUAACCUUGCUGUCCACUGAUCUUUCUGAGAAUCUGGCAGGAACAUUACUAAAGUUUGAUAUGAGAGGUAAUAAACUAACUGCCAUAUCUGGUGCUGUGUCAGAACUUCGAGAUCUGCAGUAUUUAGAUUUAUCAGAAAAUCUGAUUUCAGAAGUGGAUUCCAAUUUUAAUGAAAAUCUGAUAAAACUUAAAUAUUUGAAUUUAGCACACAACAAAAUUUCUGCUGGGAAAUUAACCUUACAAAACUUUGUUGACCUUGAAACUUUGGAUCUGAGUUAUAACCAGUUGACGUCAUUUAUUAUUCCACAAACUCUGAUUAAAUUGCAAACAGUGAACUUAGCAGGAAAUGGAAUAAGUACAUUAGAAUCACUGGAUGGUUUAAUUAACUUGGAAAACUUUUAUUUUCAACAAAACAAACUAACAGAGCUUAAGAAGUUCUUGUUUGUCGAUUCACCGAUUAUCAACAUAGCUGAUUUUAGUGGGAAUGAAAUUCAGGAGAUAGAUGGAGGCACCUUUGAACCUCAUUCACCAAGAUUUGUUGAUCUGUCUUAUAACCAACUCAAGAAACUAAAAUUUCCAGGAUGGACUUAUGUCAAAUCUAUCAAUUUACGAGGAAAUUAUUUAGAAAACCUACAUGGAGAAUCAUUUUAUGCUUUAUUUCAAUUAGAAUUUUUGGAUUUGGCGGAGAAUGCUUUGCUUUAUAUUGAUGAUAAUCUGUUUUUGUAUCUAACAAACUUGACAACUUUACAUCUGGAACACAACCAGUUGCUUGGAAUCUCAAAUUGGAAAACAUUGUUCCGAGCCUUAAUUAGUCUUAAAUACAUUGACUUUAGUUACAACAAUUUAACCAGGUUUGAUACGAGUAUCCUCUCAAUGAGUAAAUCUUUACAACAAAUAAAAGCAGAUCAUAAUCGCAUUCAUAAUGUUGACACUGCUGGAUUCAAAAGUCUUACACAAUUACAAAGUGUGGAUUUUUCCACCAAUUAUUUUGUAUGUAACUGUGAUCUGAUUAACUUUAGAAAUUGGCUGCAAGAUUCUGGUGUUAUGGUUAUGCAAAAAGGGAGUAAUAAUUAUACAUGCAAAGGGCCUCCUGAACAAACAGGAAUAGAUGUAUUUAAGUUUGAAAUAGAUGAUUUUGAAUGUGAUUUUAUGUUUUUGUACAUUGUUGUUUAUUCUUGUGUUGGAGGGGUCUUUGUGGUAGUUGUCAUUAUCACGUCAUUUGUAUGUCACUAUCAUCUAAAAUGGAGGAGAGCACAGACGAAUACUGAGAACACAGCAUCUAUUGACUUCGAAAGGAUGGAACGUGUUCCUUUUAUUCCAGAUGGAACAAUACUGAGAAAACAAAAAACCAGACACAAUACCAGACACAAGACAAACAAGAAAACACAAAAACAGGAAUCUGCAAAGGUCAGUAAGAUCAAGAAGAAGAAGAAAAAUCAACAUAAUACUGAAAUGUAUAUAAUGAAUGGAAAUGUGAAAUUAAUGAACGGAAAAAUUCCUAAUGGUAUUAAAAAUGGGAAAACUAACAAUAAAGCUACUUCUAAAGGACAUUCAAAGAAGACAACCAAAAAGAAACGCCAUAACUCAGACCCACCUUACUUGUUAAGACAGGAGAAUGAACUUGUGAUUCCUAAACCUAGACGUAAAACAUAUUCUGACCUUGAGAUGAACCCUUACGUUCAACAGUUUCUUCUCCAACAACACAAAAAGCAGAUGAAAAACAUGAUAAAUAAGAGAUACAACCGAGAAUCAUUUAGAAAUGUGGAUAUCAUACGACCAGUGCAUGGUAGUAGGAGUUCUCCAGACUUUAAAUAUAAUGGUACAAACACUCUCCCUAAAUCUCACACAGUGGAUUAUAGACUUAAUGAACAUUAUCCUGAGAUGACCACAUGGCAUGGCUCUCGUGGCAAACAAAACAAAAACUAUACCACAGCAGACGUACAUCAGAUGGAAUAUGUUGAUAAUAAACAUAAAAUGUCAGGCUACAAUACAAUAAGUGGUGUUCCAUCUCAUCGAUCUCAUGCUCAAUAUAUCUGACUUUAAUUGAUAAAUGAUAUUAUUUGAUUCAAAUGUUCGAAGUUUUGGUUGUAUAUGAAAAUGUGUGGUAGUUAUAGAAGUAGCUAUAUAAAAGAUUUUAAUUUUUAA